CCACCCUCCACCAUUCCAUUCCAUUCCAACCACACUCUACAGUACACCCAACCCUCAUCCCAUAAUCCCACCAAAAACACGAAACUUGCCAACUCUCAAAUGACAAACGACCCAACGCUCCUCUCGGACCUUUCCACCCUCCUCACCACCCUCAAAGACAUUGACCUGCAUUCCAAUGACGUGUCAUGUCUUGAUGGGCUUGAUAUAGCGGGGUUGGGACGACAAAUGGAUUCCGCGAAUGCUGUUUUGGACCAAUUAGAAUCCCGAACCGAUGCAUUGAUGCAAAAGAUUGAUGCAUUGCUGGAAGAAGGACAAGAAAAUCAAGAGGAUGGAAAAACAAUGGACUCGGAGGUAUCAAAAGAAGAAACAAUAGAACCUGGCAAGCCAAGCACAUAAGUUUGGGCUUGGCGUUUCUUGUUUUUCAAUAUGGGAUUUGUUUUUUUUUUUUUUGACCAAGAUACAUGUCCAUAUACGACUAUUAUGAUUGCAAUUGAAUGAUAUAUUAUAGUAUAAUUUGCAUAUCAAGACAUCAAGAGGCUACAUACAAAAAAUGUAAACAGCAAAACUACC
Molecule: messenger RNA, 570 nt
Organism: Spizellomyces punctatus DAOM BR117
Lineage: Eukaryota; Fungi; Chytridiomycota; Chytridiomycetes; Spizellomycetales; Spizellomycetaceae
Exons: 2
Coding region: 100-396 (98 amino acids)
Source: RefSeq, a predicted model, not a curated record